Messenger RNA from Suricata suricatta (meerkat), 888 nucleotides. RefSeq names its product glutathione S-transferase Mu 1-like. The record is from RefSeq and is a predicted model, not a curated record. Bases 102 to 470 code for a protein of 122 amino acids. Gene Ontology annotation, molecular function: glutathione transferase activity. Lineage: Eukaryota; Metazoa; Chordata; Mammalia; Carnivora; Herpestidae. Gene Ontology annotation, biological process: glutathione metabolic process. The transcript is spliced from 5 exons.
UAAUUGAUGGGGCUCACAAGAUCACCCAGAGCAACGCCAUCCUUCGCUACAUUGCCCGCAAGCACAACCUAUGUGGGGAGACAGAAGAGGAGAAGAUUCGAAUGGAUAUUUUGGAGAAUGAGGUUAUGGAUACCCGCAUCUCCUUGGCCAGAGUCUGCUACAACCCUGAUUUUGAGAAACUGAAGCCUGGGUAUCUGGAGUCCAUCCCUGGCAAGAUGCAGCUGUAUUCACAGUUUCUGGGGAAGAGAACUUGGUUUGCAGGGGAGAAGCUCACCUAUGUGGAUUUCUUGGCUUAUGACAUCCUUGAUGUACUGCGUAUAUUCGAACCCAAGUGCCUGGAUGCGUUCCCGAACCUGAAGGACUUCGUGGCCCGCUUUGAGGGCCUGAAGAAGAUCUCUGCCUACAUGAAGUCCAGCCGCUUCCUCCCAGGCCCACUGUUUCUAAAGGUCGCUGUUUGGGGUGGCAAGUAGGCCUCCUUAGGCGGCAAUGGGACCAAGGAGCCAGAGUUGUGCCUGCCCUGUCUCUCUGAGCAGAUAUCUUGCUUCUUUGUCCUUUGUUACAUUCCUCUAUCCCCAUGAAAUACCUUAUUGGCCUCCUUCUCCCUCCCAACCACGUUUUCAACAGGCCCUUUGACACACGCUCUCUGCUUCUGCGCAUUCCCUGCCCCACCAGGGUUGGCCCUCCUGCGCUAGAGGAGCCAGACCAUUCUUCCCUCGGUGGUUGCUCUACUUUCAGGAGCCUGACUGGACUACUGGCCUGGAGUUCACAGCCCCAAGGUCCCUGGCAUGGCCCUGAAGCCCAGUAUGGCCUGGUGUGCACACCUGGGUCCCCCAGGGCAUCCCUGCCCAGCCCAGCCUGACCCCCAGUAAAGCCUUACUCACUGCUGAA